AUGGAUCGCACAUUGAAGCGUGGACGCGAUGAUGGUGCCGACAGUAAGAACGACAACCUGAGCAGCUUGACUAGGCCUAUCAGUCCACCGGGCAAGAAGCAGCGCGCUGCUUCAGAGGUAACGACAGCAUCAGAGGCGAGCGAGGAUGGAACCAAGCUAUAUGGGAGGGAUCCAGAAGGCAUCAGGGGGGGCUCAAGGACCAUCGCCAGUGACGGUGCAUCGCAGGGAGUUGAGAGUACUGCUGUCGCUUCACCUUGGCAACUCACUUGGAUUCGUGACUUGCCAGAGGACCUGAAUCGUGAUGCAGUCACCUUGAGGGACCUUUUGGGUGAUCCGCUGAUCUCUGAUUGCUGGGAGUUCAACUUCCUACACGACAUUGACUUUCUGAUGGACGCCUUUGAUCCCGACAUACGACAUUUGGUCAAUGUGCAUGUCGUUCACGGUUUCUGGAAGCAGGAGGAUCCCAGCCGCCUGCGACUGUCGCCCUCAUUGCCCCUUGCACCGCAGCCAACCCAGUUACGUCCCGAGUGCCCAGACAAUCAUCCGCUCGGCAGUGGAGAGCGCUUCAAGGCCGAUCUAAUGCACUACUUGCGCGCAUACAAUCAACGUCGGAAGGUUUGCAAUGAGCUGGUCGAUCGGCUGUGCAAGCACGACUUUUCGACCAUCAGGGCUGCGUUCAUUGCCAGCGUGCCUGGGCAGCAUCUUGUCCACGAUACGGACCACACGUCGUGGGGCUGGGCUGCACUGCGAAGGAAUUUACGCAAUAUCAAUGCCGUGGAUAGACCAUCCGAGAUCGUCGUCCAGAUAUCCUCCAUAGCCACGCUUGGUGGGAAAGACGACUGGCUGCAAAAAACGCUCUUUGAAUCUCUCAGUAAAACGGCCACGCCCGGUUUGACCAAGCCUCGCUUCCGGGUCGUGUUCCCUACCGCUGACGAGAUCCCAUUGCCGGCAAACGUGCCGCAGCACAAGAGCGGGCGGGCACGAGCUGCACCCCAUAUCAAAACGUAUAUCAGAUACAACGCGCAAGGGACGAUUGACUGGGCGCUCCUCACGUCGGCGAAUCUAUCGAAGCAGGCAUGGGGCGAUGCUGAGAGGAAUGGGAUCGCGCGGAUCUCUUCGUGGGAAGUCGGCGUACUUGUGUGGCCCGAUCUCGUGGAACAACAAGGCAGUAGGACCAUGGUGCCCUGUCACCAGAAAGACACGCCCGAAUGCAGUGAACCAAGCACAACAACUGCCGGUGGCACGAGGAUCGGCGUGCGAGUGCCGUACGACAUGCCUCUGCAGGCCUAUGGCGACGACGAGACACCGGCCGAGGAACAACACGUCCGCGCCGGACCUGAACUCAAAACCGACGGGGACCAAAGCCAACGUGGGCCGCGAAGCUCACUCUCUGAUCGAGGCUCGCGCAUCUACACCUACAGUCCAACUCGCAUAGCCUCCGCUGCCAUGGGCCGAGAUCGCACGGGCUCAUCCGGCAGCAAUGCCAACCGCCACAUCCUCUCGUCGUCCUUCCGCGCCUCCUCCCCCCUCGCCGAACAGUAUCUUGCCGCGGAUCUCGCCAACUGCUCCUCCGACUCCGAGGAACAGGACGGCUCCGCCAUUGACGACGACGAGGAUGACGACCUCCUGGACUCGGAAUAUCACGAUGCUCAGCAUCACUUCAUGUACAGGCGCGCCAGUGGCGUGGCAUACGGCGGCACGCGGCCCGUCCUCAACAUCCAGGAGGAGCCAGCGCCGCCGUUGACGGCCAUCGAGCAGAAGAUCUCGCGCGACGCAGAGCGCAGCAUCCUGCGGGACAACCACGUCCUCCCGCCCAAGCACCGAAACCAGCCGCAGUCCCAGAACCCCGUGGCCCGCAUGUACCGCUACCUCUUUAGCACCAAGCUGCCCGUCGACGAGGAGGCCCCCGUGCCCGCGCGACCCCGCGAGACCGACCCUCUGCUCGGGGCACCGACCCCCUCGACGGACGACAACGCCCUGGACUAUGCGUGGGAGGCAGCCGUCGCCUCGGGCAAGCUCAAGACGACGUGGCAGCGCGAGACCAAGACGCUGGCCGAGUACUCGGCCCCGUUGACCAUCACCUUUUUCCUGCAGUACUCGAUCAACGUGGCCAGCAUCUUCGCCGUCGGGCGUCUCGGCAAGUCGGAACUCGGCGCCGUCUCGGUGGCCAACAUGACCGUGGCCAUCUCCUGCCUAGCCCCCUUUCAGGGCCUCGCCACGUCCCUCGACACGCUCUGCGCGCAGGCCUACGGCUCCGGCCACAAGCACCUCGUCGGCCUGCAGUGCCAGCGCAUGGCCUGCUUCCUCUUCACCCUCAUGCUCCCCGUCGCCCUCCUCUGGACCUUCUCGACCGAGAUCCUCAUGAAGCUGAUCCCCGAGCCCGAAUCCGCCCGCCUGGCCGGCCUGUACCUCAAGGUCAUGAUCGCCGCCAUCCCGGGCAUCAUCCUCUUUGAAUGCGGGAAGCGCUUCACGCAGGCCCAGGGCCUGUUCCGUGCCACCACCCACGUGGCCAUGAUCGCCGCCCCGCUCAACGUCCUGCUGCUCUGGCUCUUUGUCUGGAAGCUGGACAUGGGCUUCAUCGGGGCGCCCAUCUCCGUCGCCAUUGUCGAAAACGUCCUGCCGCUGCUGCUCUUCCUCUGGGUGCGCUUCGUCGACGGCCGCCAGUGCUGGGGCGGCUUCACCCGGCGCGCGCUCCAGAACUGGUGGGUCAUGGUCCGUCUGGCGCUGCCCGGCAUGAUCAUGGUCGAGGCCGAGUGGAUGGCCUUUGAGAUCAUGACCCUGCUCGCCAGCCGCUUUGGGUCCGAGUACCUUGCGGCCCAGAGUGCCGUCGCGACACUCGGUACGAUUGCCUACCAGCUUCCCUUCCCCGUGUCGAUUGCCGCGUCGACCCGCAUCGCCAAUCUGAUCGGUGCCGGCAUGGUCGACUCUGCCAAGACAGCCGGCAAAGUGGCUGUCUGGGCCCUUGUCCUCAUUGGACUCUUCAACUUCACCGUCUUCUACCUGCUUCGCUACAAGCUCCCUCUCCUUUUCACAUCCGACGCCGAGGUCGUUGACCUCUGUGCGCGCGUCCUCCCUGUCGUUGCUUUCAUGCAGGUUGUCGACGGCCUCUCUGCUGGUGCCCACGGUCUGCUGCGUGGCAUCGGCAAGCAGGCCAUCGGCGGUCCUGCCAACCUCAUCGCGUACUACGGCAUCAGUCUGCCGAUUUCCUUGGGUCUGGCGUUUGGUCUUGAUUGGAGGUUAGAAGGUCUCUGGGUGGGCGUCUCUAUUGGACUGGUGGCGGUCUCCUUGAUUGAAUAUCUAUACUUAUACCUGACGAGUUGGGACGCGGCCGCGGCAGAAGCGGAAGUCAGAAACAACGCUGGCUAA
Messenger RNA from Emericellopsis cladophorae, 3366 nucleotides. RefSeq lists its product as uncharacterized. Lineage: Eukaryota; Fungi; Ascomycota; Sordariomycetes; Hypocreales; Bionectriaceae. Gene Ontology annotation, molecular function: phosphoric diester hydrolase activity; xenobiotic transmembrane transporter activity; antiporter activity. The record is from RefSeq and is a predicted model, not a curated record. The coding region runs from base 1 to 3366 and encodes 1121 amino acids. Gene Ontology annotation, cellular component: nucleus; membrane. Gene Ontology annotation, biological process: xenobiotic detoxification by transmembrane export across the plasma membrane; DNA repair. The transcript has 6 exons.